This is a messenger RNA of Candida tropicalis MYA-3404, 441 nucleotides long. RefSeq lists its product as uncharacterized. Bases 1 to 441 code for a protein of 146 amino acids. The record is from RefSeq and is a predicted model, not a curated record. The transcript has a single exon. NCBI's taxonomy places the organism in Eukaryota, Fungi, Ascomycota, Pichiomycetes, Serinales, Debaryomycetaceae.
AUGAAUUCAAUUAAUGAUAAACACAUAUCUGUUUUCUUACCACAAUCACCUCCACCCCCACCACUGGAGGCAAAGAAACCACUGAAAUCAUUCCUUGAUAGAUUUAAAGGGAAGCUUAUAUGUACCGACCCAAGAUUUUCUGUGUUCAAGAGAACUCCCCCUCCAGCACCAGUAGAACAGCUUCCAUCUAAUGGUUUCCAGGAUACAUAUUACUACACCGCCAGCUCAUCGGUAUACUUGACAUUAUCGAAGAAAAUCCAAACUAUUGAUUCACAACCGCAUAUGAUUGAAGAUCCACAAGAAUUUAUGACAUCUACUUUGGAAGAUGCACGUGAUGAAUACUUUAUUUUUGACGACACAGAUCGAUAUACCGGAGAAGCAAGAAAAUCCAUGGCUCCCUUUGAAAUGGUUGUCAUGGCAAGAAAGAGUAUGAAUUUUUAA